GUGUUGUAAUUGUCGUGCGCGCUUGGCUCCCAUCCACAUUUUUUCACACACGAAAUUCGCGUUUGAGCCACCAACACCAACACCACAAGCAGCAACAGGCUUAAAUAUGUGUGCACAAUACGAAGUGUAAAUAAAAGUAAAUAAGCGGAUAGCAAAUCUAUCGUAUCUGCUACACUUCUGUGGCUUUUAAUACGGCUAACAACACAAAAAACUUCAUUCUACAGUUUUGUAUUGCAAAUGAAGUUGGUGUAACCAUGUGUUCAUUAGUGCAAUAAAUAUUAUUAUCAUUGCAGAAGUUGAAAAAGUUAAAAUGACUUUCUACAGUGUGAUGAGACCAUUUGGACCCUGCUUUCUGGGGAUUCUUCUAAUGCUUGGCAGCUGUGAAGAUGCAGUCGGUGUUCUAGGUAAAUCACAAAUGUGCGAAGUGGAAACUGGGCAAACAAACAUUAUACUGGAUAUUGAGGAGAGUCGAGGGAAUUUAAUUGGACAAUCGACAACACCGGCUCAGCUGCCAAUUUAUGGGGAUCCCUCCACGGAAAUAGCGCUCGAUCUAGUUUUUCCGAAGGGACAUCCCACUUUCCAAUUGGAUGGAAAGAGUCUAAAGCUGCUUCAGCCGCUCGAUCGUGAUGAGGAGAACUUAAGUCACAUUGUCUUCCAGGUCUCGUGCACGAUUCGGGAGACGAAUAAGAAGAGAAACAUUCCGCUUAUUGUACGGGUGUCCGACGUCAAUGACAAUGCGCCGCAAUUCAUGAACACGCCGUAUGAGGUCACUGUACCAGAGAGCACUCCUUUGGGCACGACAGUUUUUCGGAAUAUACAGGCGGUCGAUAAGGAUGCCGGCGUUAAUGGUCUAGUUGAGUAUUUUAUAGUUAAGGGCAAUACCAAUACUACCGAGGACGAGAAGUUAACUAGUGCCGAUGGUUACGGAUCUUUUGCCAUAUCAUUUCCCCAUCAGGGACAAGUCACAGUUGCAAAGACUUUGGAUUAUGAAAAGAUACAACGCUAUUAUUUGACAAUUGUCGCAUCGGAUCGAGCGCGAAGUGUUUCCGAGCGAUUGUCUUCGACAGCGACCCUAACUGUAAAUAUAGCCGACUCCGAUGACAUGGAUCCGUCCUUCAUCUAUCGGGGAUGUGCGCUUCUCGAUGGUGCCUGUAUUAAUCCCGAGUAUACGGCAUCGGUUCCGGCAGGAUCGGUGCAAGGAGUGCUCAAUGUGCUGCCUGAGCGAAUACAGGCGGUGGAUUUGGAUACGAUCAGUUCGCGUAUACGAUAUAGUUUUGCCAGUGGAAUGCCUGGCAACUAUGCCGACUACUUUGAGAUCGAUGAGGAGACGGGUGUUUUGAAGCAGAUCAAAGCUGUCGAUACUUCGACGGCGAAACGAUACGAUAUAAUAGUUCGAGCUGAAGAGAUCUCGCCGGCUCCGCGACGCUUCACAACAGCCAAGCUGACGAUUGCUGUGAAGCCCGUAGAUGCAAAUCCACCAGUUAUAUCGUCCUCCGAUAUCGAGGGAUAUGUUGAUGAGAAUUCACCAAUCGGUACGAAAGUUUUGGAUGCGAAUGGCAAACCAAUUACAUUUAGGACAACGGACGAUGACUUGGGUGAGGAUGAUCCGAAGCCCGAGUACAUUUACGAACUGACGACGCCAUCAUUUAAUGUGACAAGCGAUGGCAUUUUGAUUGUCUAUGAGGAGGGCUUGGAUCGGGAUCCGCCAGCGCCGGGACGCUACAAGUUUCAGGUUGUCGCCCGAGAGCCCCGAACAAAUGCGGCAAGUGCUCCUUUGAGUCUAACCGUACAUUUGCGUGAUGUUAACGAUAAUGCUCCUAAACUGGCGAUGGUUGCUCCCAUCUCAAUUUCGGCUGGGGAUCAACACGAGCAGCGACUGGUCACGCAAAUGAUGGCCACCGAUAUUGAUGAGGGACCCAAUGCCGUUGUCACCUACUCCAUUUACCAUGUCUCCAACAAUGGCAUGCAAAAGUUCAAGAUCAACGAGCAGACCGGAGAGAUCGAGACUCAAGGUCGUUUACUCGCUGGCGAACAAUAUAGUAUAACGGUGCAGGCAAGCGAUAUCGGGGGACUCUCAUCCCAGGCCAUUGUGGAGGUGACUGUAACACCUGGACCAAAUACGAAGCCACCACGAUUCACCAAUGUCCUUUAUGAGGUGCAAGUUAGCGAGGGUGCAGAAAUUAAUUCCACAGUCACCGUCGUCCAUGCCGAUGAUCCCGAAAAUGAUCCCGUCAUCUACUCGAUCAUGUCCGGCAACGAUCUCAGGCAAUUCUCGGUGGGCCAACAGAGUGGUGUUAUUAUGGUCAUACGGAAACUGGAUCGUGAGAGUCUAACACGCUACCAACUAAUUGUGAAGGCAGAAGAUAAUGGCGGUCUGUCGAGUACUGCCACAGUCAAUAUUAAAGUCACCGAUAUCAAUGACAAAAAUCCCGAAUUCGAUGAACUCAACCAGCCCUACGUUUUCCACGUGGAUGAGGGUAAGGAUGACGCCUUUGUCGGCAUUGUGCACGCCACAGAUGCGGAUGAGGGUGUAAAUGCGGAGAUUACUUACUCCAUACCAACAGAUAUACCGUUUGCCAUCAACGGAAAAUCGGGUGAGAUUCGCACAUCCAAUGAGCUGGACUAUGAGCGGGUGAAUGAAUACAAAUUUGUGGUGACGGCCAAAGAUGGGGCACCCGAUGCACGGCUGGGUACGGCAAGUGUUACGGUGAUUGUGCACGAUCUGCCGGAUGAGGUGCCCAAGUUCAAUGAUGCCCGCAUUAAUGUGCGAAUACCAGAGAACCAGGCCGACUUCCUUGUGGCCACUGUGCAAGCCCACGAUCCCGACACCAUGCCAGAGAUUACCUAUGUGUUGCGCAAGGGUGAUGAAGAGUUGUUCAAAGUUGCUUCCAAAACGGGCGAAAUACGCACAACGAAGGGUCUGGAUUACGAGAAGGAGCGACAACAUGAGUUGCUCGUGGGCACAAUUGAGAAUGACGGUGAAUCACCUGGUGACACUGUGCGUAUUGUCGUCGAGGUCGAGGAUCGCAACGAUGUACGGCCCGUAUUCAUCACAGUACCGGGUCCGGUGACGGUGAACGAUGAUCAACCCAUUGGAUCGGUGAUAGCGACUAUGCCGGCAAUCGAUGCCGAUGGCACCCCGCCCAACAAUGUGAUUCGAUACGAGCUGGUUGGUCGCGGCAAGGCUCUGAAAUACUUCCAAGUUGAUCCCGAUACGGGUGCAAUACGCAUUCGCGAUGAGUUGCGUAAGCAAGAGGAUACGGAAUAUCAGUUGGAUAUACGAGCCUACGAUAUGGGUGAGCCUCAGCUCAGCUCAGUGGCCAUGCUGCCCGUGUUUGUACGCCAUCUGCUGCUCGAUCCCAGUGAGGAGACUUCAAUCGAAAGCAAGAUGAACACGGACAGUGGACUGAUUGUCAGCUCAGAGACAGUCGGAUUAGCGUUUAGCGAUGACAGCUAUGUCAUCAGUGUGCCAGAAUCAACAGUCGUGAACAGCACUUUGAAGCUCAUUCAAAUCAUCAACUCCAAGAAACCAUCCAAAGGGGCACCCAACUUCAAGUGCGAGUUCAUCCAAGGAAAUGAGCAGGGAGUCUUCGAACUGGGUCUCGAGGAUUACGGCUGCUUGUUGGUCCUCGCCAAGCCAUUGGAUUAUGAAAGUAAAGUCUCAUAUAAUUUGGAGUUACGCUUAGCCUCCCAGCGCUAUUUUGUGAGCCCGCGCAAGGAUCGUACCACAGUCAACAUCAUGGUGCAGGAUGAAAAUGAUAAUCCACCUGAAUUUGUCUUUAAUCGCUUCCAUGGCCAGAAUGAUACGUAUUAUGCCGUAAUCACACCGGAAAUGGACAUUGAUAUGACCAUUUUGCAAGUGAGGGCAACCGAUCGCGAUUCGGGUAAAUUUGGAUCAUUGAGGUACAAGCUCUAUGACGAAGAAGAGCCAAGCAUCAAGGAUGACCAUCUGCCAUCGACAUACUUUAUGCUAACUGAGGAUACAGGUAUUUUACGUACGGCUAAGCUCUUUAAUGAUGCCAAUUUUCCGAUGAUAUUCUACGUGGAGGCCAGUGAUAAUGAUGCCAUCGAACAGGGAUCACAUCAUACAAGGGCACGCAUCGUUAUCAAUAGGUUAAUGGAUGUCAAUCGUAUGGCUCUGGCAUUCACCAAUGCGGCACCCAAUAAGAUACGAAACCAUUAUGCAGCACUGGAGGAGCUGAUCGAGGAGACGACCAAUGGAUUGGUCAGUGGCAUUGAAAGGAUAAGCAAUCGCAAAUACUUAACGAGCAACGGCUCGGUCUUGGAGAAUCCGGAUGCUACCGAUGUGUGGUUUUACCUUAUCGAUCCCAAAUCGGAGACAUUACUAAGUCGCAACGAUAGUGUUGUCCAGGAGACGUUGUUAGAGUCGUCUGUUGCCUCGGCAUUGAACUUGGCAGCUUCGGACUUGGCACAUGCCAAUGCAGAUGGAAUUCACGCACCAAUCCAAGUGAAGGAACAGGUUCACAAGGUCAAAACUGCUAGUAGCAUCGAUGACGAAGUUUUCUCCUUCACGCUUAUUUCCAUAUCUAUCAUUAUACUGGUUCUGGGCACCAUCGGCAUAAUCUAUAUAUGCAUAUCAUGGUCCAAAUAUAAAAAUUUCAAGGAACGCAUUCGUCAUUAUUCGGCACCAAGUCCGACACGCUAUGAUCCUGUGAUAGUCAACUCGCAAGCCUCGAAUGUUGGCGAUGCUGUAGCUAAUUUAAAGGAGUACGAAACACAGAUGCUUGCUAUGGCUGUUCCCCCCGAUGGUGAUGAGGACUUGCAGCUGGAUUUCAGUGCAAAGAAUCACGCCUUUUCCCUAGAUAAUGUCAGCUAUAUAACGCACAAGCAGAAUGGCGCCGGAGAAAUGCAGUCGAGUCCCACGCAAAUGGAUGGCAAUCUGAGCACAAUUUCCACACUUCGCCAUAACAAUCUGAAUAAUCUAGCCAAUAAUAUAAACAACAACAACAAUUUGACGAUGAACAAUCGUCAGAAUACUUUUAAUCGCACACUGGAAAUGAAUUCGCGUAACAAUGCCAAUCCACUUGCCAUUCCGGCGAACUGUACGCCCGGCACAUUAACAUUGGGGCGUAUUAAGCACCAUAAUAGCAAUAACUAUCUGAACGAUAGCUACAAAUAUGAUGCAUCGAGCCGAAAUAAUUUGGCCAAUGCCAGUGCCCAAAACAAUGGAUUUAGCACGAUGGGCAGGCGUGGCAACACCUUUGGCGGAAUGGCAUCCUUGAACGGUGCUGGAGAGCUCAUGACCAACACUCUUGGUCGCAAUAACCAGCAGAAUAAUCGUCUAAAUGCUGACGAACUGCCCAUUGCCAAUCCGUUGUUCCAAAGAUCUAAUGGUGAUAGUCAUAAUCACAAUAUGAGUUUUACCAACGAAAAUGUGAUUUUUGCCAAGCGAGACUACGGCCAAAUGAGCUUCUCCUAUUUGAAUGACUUGGAUCGAUCGGAGGUGGAGACGACAACGGAGCUAUGAAGGAUUAACUACUUACAAUUUAGUAUGAAAUUUUGAUGUAUUUAUUAAUGUUGUAUUUAUCUGUACAUACGAUUUGUACGAGUAAGCAAUUCUCGAUUAAGGCAUUUAAGUAGUUAUAAAUUCUCGAAAAUUGCUCUUAGAUUAUUUGAAGUAAUGUGCAGAUGCCAUUAUAAUGAGAAUGUAAUUCCAACAAGCUGUAAAUAUAAUAAGCUGAUAAGAUUUAAUUAUUUUUUGUACAUAAGCAGUAAGCAACUGCAGUCAUUAGUUUCGUAUAAGUAGUGGCAUUUUAAAAACACAUUGGGUAUAUACAAAUAAAUAUAUACAUAUUAUGUACUAAGAAAAAUGAGUUUAUUUAGGAUCAUAAGUUUUGCAGGCCAUAAAUAUAUCUUUGAUAUCAAAUUGAACUGAAGAAAAUGCCUGUAAGCAAUUUAUAUGUAUCUACUUUUAUAAGUAGUUAAAUAUGUUGAACAA
Messenger RNA from Drosophila grimshawi, 5959 nucleotides. RefSeq names its product cadherin-99C (gene Cad99C). The transcript is spliced from 11 exons. Bases 311 to 5488 code for a protein of 1725 amino acids. Lineage: Eukaryota; Metazoa; Arthropoda; Insecta; Diptera; Drosophilidae. Gene Ontology annotation, molecular function: cadherin binding; calcium ion binding. Gene Ontology annotation, cellular component: catenin complex; plasma membrane. Gene Ontology annotation, biological process: homophilic cell-cell adhesion. The record is from RefSeq and is a predicted model, not a curated record.